GCCGCUAGCGAAGCCCCCUCCCGUGGGUGGCCUGUCCAGACGCCUGAAAUGCCACUGGCGAGCCUGGCGCGUAAACGAGGCGCGGUAUUUCUGAGUGUAAAGAGGGUUGCAGCAGGGUUUGUUUCUAUCUAUCUAUCUAUCUGUCUAUCUAUCUAUCAUCUAUCUAUCUAUCUAUCUAUCUAUCUAUCUAUCUAUCUAUCUAUCUAUCUAUCUAUCUAAUUAGGCUAGGUAGGAGGCUCUCCAUAGCAGCCCCGGAGGGGUGGGGGAGAGUUGCUGGAUGUUUUGCUUGAAUUAAAAUGGGAAGGGCAGCGAGGAGAAACCGGGAAGGGUUCUUCGCCUGGUGCGAGAACGAUGGGUUCCCCCUCGGGUCCUCUUUCUCGGGGGAGAAGCAACUGAGUUGUCAAAGAAAGACAGCGAGGCCUGUCUUCAGUGACUUUCCACAGCAGCGAGAUCUUUUCUUAAAGGAAAAGUAGCUCCUUGUUUAUUAUUGCAAUCGGCCCUUCCCUGUUGCAAAUGACAGCCGGGAGCGGUUUCUACGGAUGUUGCUGAACACCUCCCAGCAGCUGCAAGCCGGUAGGGAAGGAUUCUGGGAUAUGUAGUUCAACAAGGUCUGGGAAACCUCUUGGUUCCUUGGGUCGCUCUUCGAUUUUAAAAAAAAAAUGCGGAAUACAAUACUGUGCGCUUUCUAAGAAAAAAGAAAAGUGCCCAUUCUUCACUUAUGGAAAGUAUGGCGGUUCCCAGUUCAGAAGAACAGAAGAAAAAAAACAUUUUCAUCUUGGGUGCUUCUGGAGAAACUGGGAAAGAAUUGCUACUUGAAAUCUUAAAGCAGCAAAAAUUCUCUCGAGUGACCCUCAUUGGCCGCCGAAAGCUCAAUUUUGAAGGGUCUCUUUACAAUAAUGUGGUCCAAGAAGUUGUUGACUUUGAGAAGCUAGAUGAAUCUGCUGCUGCCUUCCAAGGACAUGACAUAGGAUUUUGCUGCUUGGGGACAAGCAGAGCCAAAGCUGGAGCGGAUGGAUUUGUGCGUGUUGACCGUGAUUAUGUUGAACAUGCAGCAAAGCUAGCCAAAGCUGGUGGCUGCCAUCACUUUAUCCUAGAGUCAAGCAAAGGUGCAGAUAGCUCCAGCACAUUCCUCUACCUAAAGACCAAGGGUGAAGUAGAAAACAGGAUUAAGGCACUUGGAUUUGACCGAUUCUCCAUAUUUAGGCCAGCGGUGCUGCUAUGUGAUCGCCAGGAAUCUCGGCCUGGUGAAUGGGUGACCAGGAAAGCCCUAGGAGUGGUAGCCCAUUUCUUUCCCACAUAUAUGUCUAUUCCUACCACGACUGUGGCCCGAGCAAUGGUCAAUCUUGCAGUGAUGCCAGCAAAAGACGGGGAGAAAGUUGAAGUGCUGGAAAAUGCAGCCAUUCAUGCUCUCGGUCAGUCAAAGUGAUCAACGGAGAAGAAGGGAUUAUUAUUUUUUUGAUAGCUUUAUAAUGAAGGGGUUUCACCGAUUCCCCAAAGCCCAGCUUUAAUCAUAUAUUUUUUAUACUUCGGAGGGUCUUUGAAUAUAUCAAUAUCUCUGAAUUACAUUUGAUAUGAUUGUUGCCUCAGAAGCAUGUGAUCCAGAAAUGACUUUUUAAAAAGCCUUAAUGUCAUUGGUGCUGUUUCAGAAGCUUUAAACGUGUAUCCUGCCUCUUAAUAAAAUUAAUUGCCAAUGGAA
This is a messenger RNA of Thamnophis sirtalis, 1696 nucleotides long. It is a transcript of the gene HTATIP2, whose product is annotated as HIV-1 Tat interactive protein 2. Lineage: Eukaryota; Metazoa; Chordata; Lepidosauria; Squamata; Natricidae. Gene Ontology annotation, cellular component: cytoplasm. Gene Ontology annotation, biological process: import into nucleus. The record is from RefSeq and is a predicted model, not a curated record. Gene Ontology annotation, molecular function: oxidoreductase activity, acting on the aldehyde or oxo group of donors, NAD or NADP as acceptor; NAD binding.